This is a messenger RNA of Amaranthus tricolor (Joseph's coat), 2238 nucleotides long. Its product is annotated as rho GTPase-activating protein 5-like. The transcript is spliced from 5 exons. The coding region runs from base 364 to 1758 and encodes 464 amino acids. Gene Ontology annotation, biological process: signal transduction. Gene Ontology annotation, molecular function: GTPase activator activity. Lineage: Eukaryota; Viridiplantae; Streptophyta; Magnoliopsida; Caryophyllales; Amaranthaceae. The record is from RefSeq and is a predicted model, not a curated record.
AUCUUUAUUUAUUGCUCCGAUAUGACAAUGGCACAAACAGCACCAUUCUUUCUCUGUUUCAUUCUCUGUUUUUAGCACACUAAAUCCCUAUAAAUUCCCAUAUUAUGGUACCAAUUAAGGCUCAAAGCAAAUUAAAGCCAUAACCCAAUAUGAAUUUGUAAAAAAUAAUUUUUUUGAUGAUGUGUUAGUCCCACCUUCCUUAAGAUUACCAUUUCUUCAAUCCAACUCAACUUCUUCACCAUUAAAAGUUUCACUCAAAAAUCCCACCUUUCUUUCUUUAUAUGCACUUAAUUUCCUAAAAGAUCAUUUUUUUUCCAAAAAUAGAUUGAAUACUUGUGGGUAUUUUUUAUUUUGUAAGGUAAAAUGAGUAUAGAAGUAAUACAAUCUUCAAGUAUAAGUUCAAUACAAUAUGACCCCACAAGAAAUGAUGGUUUAUACCAACACAAUUUCAUCAAGACUACUCCUUUGUCUUCUGUAGUUGCUGUUUUAGAUACCAACAACAAUACACAAAUUCAAGAAGAAAGAGAUUUUUAUCAGUUUAAGUUUAUUGGGUUGUUUGUAACAGCUUUUAAGAGAUCUGUUUUUGGGUGUUCUUAUUGUGAGAUUAAAACAGGUUUUUUUGAUUCAUCCUCAUCUUCUUCUGUUUCUGCUUCUUCGGGUGGAAUGGAAAUUGGAUUACCUUCAAAUGUAAGGCAUGUUGUCCAUGUCACUUUUGAUAGAUUCAAUGGGUUUCUUGGUCUCCCUAUUGAAUUUGAGCCUGAUGUUCCUAGAAGAGCUCCUAGUGCUAGUACCAAAGUGUUUGGAGUUUCGACCAAUUCCAUGCAACUUUCCUUUGACACUAGAGGAAAUAGUGUGCCUACGAUUCUCUUGCUAAUGCAACAUCGCUUGUAUGCUUUAGGAGGUCUUCAAGCGGAGGGAAUUUUCCGAAUCAAUCCUGAUAAUGGGCAAGAAGAAUAUGUUAGAGAUCAACUAAACCGAGGGCUAAUUCCGGAUGAUGUUGAUGUUCAUUGCUUGGCCGGUUUAAUAAAGGCUUGGUUCAGAGAACUUCCAACUGGUAUAUUGGACUGUCUUUCACCCGAGCAAGUCGUGGAAUCUCAAACGGAAGAGGAGUGCUUUCAGCUUGCGAGGCUUCUUCCGCCUACAGAAGCUGCUCUCUUGGAUUGGGCUGUAAAUGUAAUGGCUGAUGUUGCGGAGUUUGAAUAUCUGAACAAGAUGAAUCCACGUAAUGUUGCUAUGGUAUUUGCUCCGAACAUGACCCAUAUGGCAGAUCCUUUGACAGCGCUAAUGCACGCAGUGCAAGUGAUGAAUUUCUUGAAAACACUCGUCGAAAGGACACUAAAAGAUAGGGAAGAUUCGUUAUUAGAUUCCGAUCUUGAAUCUUACAGCAGGGAUCCUUCAGGUGACAGCCAUUGUCGCACCUGCUUGCACACCAUCCACGAGGAGAAUAAUGAAAGCAAGCCAGAUGUUGCACAAGUCCACACUUCUGAACCCAUGAACGGAACCACUUCAGUCGAGAAAGAAGAGGAUUCCGCUAGAGACAAGAGUGUUCCGCCUGAAGACAACAUUAAAACUAAGUCGUCCAACAAACAGAAGAAUAGUAAAAGUGUUCGGACUUGUACAACCAAAAAGGGACUUAAAAACAUCAGUAACGAAAAACUUCUGAUUCAGGUGCCUAAUAAGUCGGCCGAGAAAACUAAAGGAAGAAUCGUUGCUACGAGUGUGAAACUUAGCAACAAGAGAAUUGAAGCUCGACAAUGAAUUUAGUCGACUUCAUUAGCUCCGCCUCCUUAUUUUGGGGUCGAUUUCAUAGGGUGUAUUUUUCUCGAGUCGAGGGUCUCACUGGCCAGAACCUCUUCCUCUUCUUCAAUACGGGUAUCUGGGUAUGUGAUCAUAUCUUCUAUGAGUUGAAUAUACCGGAUAUGAUGAUGAUGAUUUGUACGAGUGAGUUGUGGAUUUGCUGUGUGUUGUUGACUUGUUUGGAAGUUAUAACCCCAGGAAACUGAAGUGAUUGUUGUAUCUUUUACAAACAUAAGCCUCGUAGUCAAGGUGUAUACUUGCAAAAUAGCUUUGUAUAGUUGGAAAUUUCACAUAUACUAAUAACAAAGUUUGUAUGUAACUUAUUUAUGGAGUUUCUCAUCAUCAAAAUUUUGGAGCAAAAUGAGCUUGUAAGUUGUGAUAAUCCUUAAAAUUAAUGAAUAGGAAAGCAAAGUGAAUGAAUUUCUUCACGAUUUAUUCAUA